Messenger RNA from Lasiosphaeria miniovina, 1778 nucleotides. RefSeq lists its product as uncharacterized. Lineage: Eukaryota; Fungi; Ascomycota; Sordariomycetes; Sordariales; Lasiosphaeriaceae. The record is from RefSeq and is a predicted model, not a curated record. Bases 1 to 1626 code for a protein of 541 amino acids. The transcript is spliced from 9 exons.
AUGAUGCCAGAAUUGCAAGUUGACAACUUGCAACCUGUAUGGGCGGGCCUCCGCGUCCUGACAGACCCCAACUUCCUGUACGCCGGCGACUACGUAUACCUCCACCCGGGCGUGACGGCGACGCGCCUCAAGGACCUGGCCGUCGACCUCGCCGAGCUGCCGCCUCUCAACUGUAUCCUGCUGUCCUACUACCACGAGGACCACUUCGACAAGCUCGCCGAGGCCUCGCUCGACCGGCGCGUGCCCAUCGUCACGACGCCGCACGCCCGCGAGUGCCCGACGACCAAGAAGCCCGGGGGCGACAAGGCUUGGUCUGCCGACAGCGGCCUGGCUACGACGGGCUACCGCAUCUACAUUUCGGGCGACACGCUAUUCAUCGACGAGUUGCAGCAGAUCCCUCAGUUCCUACAUCACCAGCGCGUCGACUUGAUGCUGGUCCACCUCGGCGGCACCACCAUCCCCGGCCCCCACAUACCGCUACUCAUAGUCGCAAUGGACGCCGCCCAGGGCGUGCGGCUAAUACGCCUCGUCGACCCAGAGGUGACCAUCCCCGUUGAUGAACGUACGGUUAACGUCACUACCGUCGCCACACACAAGUUCGACCGGAACUUUGAACGCUUCAUCCGUACCGAUGAAGAUGACGAGUGGAUGGUGCCGACCAUUGAGUUUUCCGAGCUCAGGACUCAGUCCGAUACCAAUUACGCGUCCUACGACUCAGACGCCCACGGACAUUCAUACAAGCACAUCCUCAGCGGCCCCGCCACAGCCGUUAUUCAGAUCGUUGGGAGUGAGCAUAUCAACAAUUAUUACGUCGAGAACACACUUAUCGAUGAUUAUAUCGAGGAUCUCGAUACUGAAGGAGAUUCGAGCCUCGAGUCAGUCAUUAAUAGUAAUAGCUCGACCUCAAACGGCGACGAGAGCGUACGCGCUUCGCCCCCUAAUACACAACCAUAUUCCGAGGAGAACUCCCCGCAGACGACUGCGGCAACACUCGCUACUACGCCGUUCGCGGCAGAAUCCUCACCGAAGGAGGAGAAAUUGUCCACCAUUACCAUUACUAGCGCAGAUACCGCUCAUACCGAACGCGGUGUAAAUUUUGAGGGUAGCUUUCCAGUUCCCGGCAGCCGGUUCGCCGACCUACAAUACGCAGUCACUACAAGAUUCGAGAUCUUCUGGUACCUACUAAAUGUGCUAGGCACAGGCCAAGCCUGGCCCAGCUGGGUCCACCAGUUUGCCCCUGCAAUAUCCCCGAAACGAGCCCAAGGCCACGACCUCCUCGCCAAGGAGGAUCAGACCUUCGCCGCGAUCACAGGCGCGGAAACCGACAACCUCCAAGGAUAUUUUCCCGUCCCCGGCGCCACGGAUCGGGGCUUGCAAUACGCCAUCAGCCGAGAGGGAAAAGUUUUCUACGAGGAUGAUAUGGUAGCUUUCAAUACGAAAUACACCAUUGAGAUCGAGUAUGUCGAGCCUAGCCAGGAGGAAGGCCUCACCAUCGAGGAGGAGACUAGCGAGCAAGAGUCUGAGGACAACAAGAAGGAUAUUACCAUCAUACACAUAUAUCCUGUCUCUAAUACCGACGUAAAGGAGCUCCUAUAUGCUUUCGGAUCCGAUGAGCUCAUCUACUAGUACUAGCCAGAGACCAGUAUCAUUCUUAAGCCCACGAUAGACGAGCAAGAAAUAUUCUUCGCCGUGCACCCCGAUGCCGGCAACGGGCGCCCUUCAUGCCCACUAUCAUGGAGGAGGAGGAAGAGGAGUAAAGGGAUAUUUAAUAAUAAUUG